CAGAUGACACAGGAAACGAAUACCGCUGUUUUGACAUGAAGGAUGUCAAAGAUGAGAUCGUCAGACUCGAUGAGGGACUGAACCUGGUGAUUUCCCGGAAUCGAAGGACUCUGAAGCGUGUGGCCAAUCUGAUGUUGGCCGUUAACAGAAUGAAGAAGCCCCAAAUGUGCUGUCAUGAUCUUACUGAUGAGCAGCUCUGCAGUGCGAUUAUGGGCAGCCUGGUGGAUGAAAAAAUUGUCAAGAUGGAGCACAACUCAACCACAGGAAUUACAAAGUAUACCUUCAGACGUGUCAAAAGUGAGAAGCAGUUCACUCUGUGUGACAUCGCACAUAAAGAUCUGUGCAAAGAAGCAGAGAGUGGAGAGUGGAAGCUGCAGGCCGUCACUCUGAAAGGAGUUAAUUUCAAGCUGGCGCGGUACUGCCAUCCCUGCGAGGAUCGCUCCAAUAAGGGUCAGACCGUCGUCCUGUCAGUCAUGAACAGCGACAUGCACAUUACAAGCUCCAUGAACGACAACAAAGCUAUCCUGACUCUAGAGAAAUGCAGUGAGGUCAAAUUACAGAAAAUCAGCGACGACGAAAACAUGGACCGUUUCCUCUUCUACAAGAAAACCACCGGCGUUGAUUUGACCACCUUCGAGUCGGUCAAGUGUCCCGGCUGGUUCAUCAGCACCUCCUCUAACGACGAGUGCAAGGCUGUGGAAAUGUGUGAAGUGGACACGGCCUACCGCCUCACCAGCUUCAAAAUAAACUAAAAAAAGAGUAUUUGUAGGUUUUAAGUUGCUGUGCGUAGAUUGAAUGUAUUUAGAAUAAUGCUUAAUCUUCGCGUCGUCCUCCCGGGUCAAAUUGACCGCGUCUGUUUUGACUGUUCCUUCUUUCCUUCCUUCUGUCUGUCAUUCCUCCCUGCCUCCUUCUCUUUCUUUCCUUCCUCCCUCUUUCCUCCCUUCCUUCUUUCCUCCCCCUUUCUUUCUUCCCUCCUUCCCUCCUUACUUUUUCCUUCCUUCCUUCCUCCCUCCCUCCUUCUUUCCUUCCCUCCUUCCUUCCUUCCUCCCUCCCUCCUUCUUUCUUUCCUUCCUUUCCUCCCUCCCUCCUCCCUACCUUCCUCCCUCUUUUCCUUUCUCCCUCCUUCCUUCCUCUUUUCCUUUCUCCCUCCCUCCUUCCUUUUUUCCUCCCUCCUUCCUUUCCUUCUUUCUCCCUUCCUUCUUCCUCCCUUCCAUCCUUCCUUCACUCAGAACAACAGGAGGGUUAAGACACUGACAGAGCAAUGAAUUGUGUUUU
Scomber scombrus (Atlantic mackerel) is the source of this 1275-nucleotide messenger RNA. RefSeq names its product interleukin 1, beta (gene il1b). The coding region runs from base 36 to 752 and encodes 238 amino acids. Gene Ontology annotation, molecular function: cytokine activity. The record is from RefSeq and is a predicted model, not a curated record. Gene Ontology annotation, biological process: cytokine-mediated signaling pathway; inflammatory response; positive regulation of gene expression. NCBI's taxonomy places the organism in Eukaryota, Metazoa, Chordata, Actinopteri, Scombriformes, Scombridae. The transcript is spliced from 5 exons.